AUGCUGCUCUUGUCCAGCACGCCAGCUCUCAGCCAGCCGGCACCAGCCUGCUCCCUUCUUACCAACAUUCUCCAAGUCUUACAUUGUUCAACAUGAUGUUCCUGGUGGUGGUGGUGGUGGUGGCGGUGGCUGGCGCCGGCGGGACGGGCGCCGCGCCUGUGCCAGAGUUCUCACAUAUACUCAACGGCACUUGUCUCAACCCUCGCACCCAGCCUUCACUCAACUAUCAAAAGUUUUCAGGACGGUGGGUGGAGGCGGCGUCCAAGCCAAACCUGUUCCGUACGGCCCGUCAGUGUGCCACUGUCCAUUUCACAGUCACAGACGAGAGUGUGAGGCGAGUGACCGCGGGCGUGGACGGGCGGGAGAAGGCGUCUAGCGUCACCACCCUCCUACACCCACAACACGACCCAGCAACCUUCUCCAUCUCAUACUUCGGGCUGCCGGUCGGGUCAGUGAGUGUGUUGGACACAGACUACACCAGCACGGCCUGCGUGUACCAGUGUCAGCAGGCUACACCCACACACAAGGUGGAGGGGGUGUAUGUGUACGCCAGGGACCUGAGAGACGCAGCCACCGCCCGCAGACGCUGCAAGAAGGUCUUCGCCUCGCAGGGACUGGACGUGGCCAGCAUCGUCCCUUCUCCUCAUCCCUACCACACCUGUGCUGCGGCCGCUCUCUAGUGGCCGCCAGGUGAACCACGGCCCCCUGGCCUACUGUAUCCUACAGUGGGGCUGCUCUAGCAUAUACUGUAUCCUACAGUGGGGCUGCUCUAGCCUAUACUGUAUCCUACAGUGGGGCUGCUCUAGCCUAUACUGUAUCCUACAGUGGGGCUGCUCUAGCCUAUACUGUAUCCUACAGUGGGGCGGCUCUAGCCUAUACUGUAUCACAGUGUAGGUCCCCCCCCCCCCUAGCCUACUGAAUCCCAGUGUAGGGUCCCCCCUAGCCUACUGUAUCCCAGUAUAGGGCCCCCCCUAGCCUACUGAACCCCAGAGUGGGCCCUCUGGUAUACCGUACCCCAGAGUGGGCUCUCUGGUAUACCGUGCCCCAGAGUGGGCCCUCUGGUAUACCGUGCCCCAAAGUGGGCCCUCUGGUAUACCGUACCCCAUAGUGGGCCCUCUGGUAUACCGUACCCCAUAGUGGGCCCUCUGGUAUACCGUGCCCCAGAGUGGGCCCUCUGGUAUACCGUACCCCAGAGUGGGCCCUCUGGUAUACCGUGCCCCAGAGUGGGCCCUCUGGUAUACCGUACCCCAUAGUGGGCCCUCUGGUAUACCGUGCCCCAUAGUGGGCCCUCUAGUAUACCAUAUACACCGUCAGGCGUAUAUGGGAAGCUCAGUACUGUACACAGCUCAUGAUAGCCACAGGACAGAUGACUAAUAUAAGCCCGCCAUUUCAAACUGGUCUUUAAGUGUUUGUGUUAUGUGUGCUAGGUAUAUACAUGUGCGAGUAUACAUACAUAGUACAUGUAUAUGAUGGACUUACAAGUAAAACAGAUGUAAAGAACCAGAUAGACUUCUAACAAGGUACUGGGAAGCACCAAGUAGGCCACCUCAAAAUGGAAGGCCCCGCGCCCCCUCAGUCAGGGAGCCUCAGCCGGAUAUUCAACAUUUUAUCUACUAUAUAUAAUUUAGAUAUUUAUUUUUACAUAUUAUAUAAAUAAAAAUGCUACAAUUUUA
Messenger RNA from Procambarus clarkii (red swamp crayfish), 1673 nucleotides. RefSeq names its product apolipoprotein D. Gene Ontology annotation, cellular component: cytoplasm. Gene Ontology annotation, biological process: response to reactive oxygen species; lipid metabolic process. The record is from RefSeq and is a predicted model, not a curated record. Lineage: Eukaryota; Metazoa; Arthropoda; Malacostraca; Decapoda; Cambaridae.